Molecule: messenger RNA, 1747 nt
Organism: Scaptodrosophila lebanonensis
Lineage: Eukaryota; Metazoa; Arthropoda; Insecta; Diptera; Drosophilidae
Exons: 3
Coding region: 634-1248 (204 amino acids)
Source: RefSeq, a predicted model, not a curated record
AAUUCGCAAAAAAGUUCGUUGUUAUCAGAAACAAUUAGCCACGAUACACUGUUGGCAACAAAAACGCAAAUUGUAGACCGGUUUCGUUCGCUACAAUUUACCAUUGAUCGGGGAUCGUGAUUCAUGGCGGUGAACCAACAACAACAGCAACAACAACAAUACCAAUACCAGCAAGCCAGAGCUUGUGUUCGAAGCUAAGAGUUGUACAAGAGUGCCGGCACGUUCAGUGUUUGGAAAAAACUUGAACUUGAAAGAUCAAUUCGUUCGUGGCGAGUCUGCCCGUCUGCGCCAACGGACGGUUUUAUGUAAAAGAGUGCACAUACAUAUAAAUAUACAGAUACCGAUAUAGUUGUAUGUACAUACAUACAUACGUAUCUGUGCAGUGCAAAAUUCAUUAAAGCGAUUUAUUGUGAAUGUGCGCACAAACGGCAAUCAUACCUACCUAGACGACCAGUGCUUGUGCAAAACUAAAUUGUAUAAAAAAAUUAAAGUAAUAGUUUUUAACCAACGCAACGCGGAAGUGACAGAAGAAAAUCAUAUAAGAUUGUGUGAAGCAAAAAUAUAUACCUACGUACAUAUAUACAUAUAUUAUAUAUUUGAAAUUUGAUUUGUUCAAACAAAAUAAUCACAAUUAUGGGUAUCUGCAAGCCAACAACGUUGCUGAUUUUUAUAACAGUAUUGUACAUUCACGCACCGAGAACGCACGCCCAAUCCUACCUGCUCACCAUAGACGAUGUUCUAACACAACAACUGCAAUAUAAUCUAACAAACGGGAAUAGUUCGGAAGCCGAUUUGUUUGGGGACCAGGCGGAUAAUAAUACAAAAAUAAUUGUCUAUAAAAAUACCGUUGUUCAGAAAAGCAACGAACUUUCACAGACCGCCAUGGAUGUGAUUACCAUUGUUUGGUAUGUGGCCACAUUUUUGGCACUAGCCGCAUUCUUUAUGCUGAUGGCGUGCUCGGAUAGGCGCUGUCGUGAUAUAAACAAUUCCCAGACCAAUCAGGCGGCAGAAGCCCAAAGAGCGCCACCGACGCCAUCGCCGUCCUACAGCGAGUUCGCACCGCCCAGCUAUGAUACGGUUAUCAAGAUGCAGAGUGCGGCCAAGACGAGCAUUUUCGUGAUACCCUUUAAUGCCUCAGAGACGGGAACCGGCAACAACAACAAUAAAACCAUAAACGAGAGCGGGGGCAACCAGUCCACGGAUUGUAGCUUAUAUACCGUUAAUGAGCUGCAGAAAAUGGCGCAUUAAGUGUCAGCCAGUGUUGACUACUACUAUGUAGAAACAUUCACCAGUGUAGCCUUACUUUGUUAAGAUAAUUAGCUACCAUGUCUCUGUGAUAUUUGCUGUGUUUGCACUCGAGCCCAUCGAAUGGCGACCUGGCGCCCAAAAUGGUGGGAAUUAUUUUGAAAUUAUUGUUUUUGUUUAGUGCAGUGCGAAAUGUACAUAUAUGUAUUGUCGUUGUUAUUAAUUUAAGAAGCAACUGUAAUACCUAGGCUGACCAGUAUUUUUUUGAUAUGUCAUUUAGUAAUAAGUCCCAUAAGCUCCUAGGUGGGCCUGAUAAACAUUCGAACAAGACUGAAAAAAAUGUGUACAUCUAUAUAUGUCAUGUUUUAUUGUAGUCCAUUUCCUUUUCAACAAGUUCCCACAAAUCGCCAGUGUAACUGCAUGAGAAUCAAAGAAACAACAAAUCAAUGUGUACAUAAUAUAUAUUUAUUAUAUAAUAGAAAAUAAAAAAUAAUAUAUUUUA